Molecule: messenger RNA, 1422 nt
Organism: Pelagomonas calceolata
Lineage: Eukaryota; Pelagophyceae; Pelagomonadales; Pelagomonadaceae
Source: the annotation of a GenBank genome assembly
AUGAUGAUGAUGGCGGCGCCCGCGGCCGACACGACCAUGCGGGCGGCGCCCGCGGCCGACACGACCAUGCGCCGGACGCUCCAGGACCUCGGCCUCCACGACAUCUACGCGACGCUCGCCGCGGAGGAGAUCGACGACUCGGUCUUCUGCGACCUCCAGGACGGCGACCUCAAGGAGCUCUCCAUCUCGCGCGGCAACCGCCGCAAGAUCCUCACCGCGAUCGCGGCGCUCAAGGCGCGCGAGCGCGGCGGCUGGCACCCACCGCCGCCGCCGCCGCCGCUGUCGCUGUCGCUCGUGCGGGCGCCGUCGGUCGUGACGCCGCCGCGGUCGCCUCCGCGCCCCGUGGAGGCGGCGGACGCGGAGUGCAGCAUCUGCAUGGACGCCAGCGUCGAGGUGCGCAUCGUCGGGUGCGGCCACACGAUGUGCUCGUCGUGCGCGUCGGACUGGUUUGCGCGCACGCCGGCCGGCCAGCAGACGGAGUGCCCCACCUGCCGCGGCCCGUGCGCGGACUUCGAGCCGCUGAGGCGCGCGCCGCCCGUGCCGCCCGUGCCGCCCGUGCCGCCCGUGGAGCCGGCCGUCGAGCCCGCGACGACGCGCGUCUACGUCGGGUCUAUCCCAUGCUCGAUGACGAAGCUGCAGUUGGCGGGUCUCUUCGAGGGCGUCGGCCUCGUCGUCGACGCUUGGAUCUCGAAGGACGCCAAAGGAAGGAGCACCACCAUGGGCAUGGUCGAAUUUUCAGAACCUGCGGCUGCGGCGAAGGCCGUUCGUGCGCGGCACAACAAGAGACCCUACCCGAAAGGCAAGAGGCUGAAGGUAGCGUUGUGGAACAAGCGCCCGCCGAACCGGCGCGACUCAUUCGGCUCGCGCGAACGGAGUGCCGAGCUCGAGGAGCUGCGGGCGCGCGUCGAGGCCGCAGAACGGCGAGCCGAGGCGGCCGAGGCGGCGCGCGUCCGGGCAGGCGUCGCGGCGUCGGAGCUGACGGCCCUCCGCGGGCGGAACGAGCUGCGCGCGCGCGCCGAGGCCGCUGAGGCGGCGUCCGCCGCGGCGACGGCACGCGCGGCCGAGCAGGAGCGCCGGGCCGCGCGCGCCGAGGCGAACGAGGCGGCCGCGACGGCGGCGCUCGCGCGAACGCGGAUCAACGCGGAUCUCGUGCAAAAAACAAAAGAGCUGACAAAGGCCGCGCGCCCGAACGCCAAACUCCGGGCCGAGAAUCGGCGGCUCCUGGAGCAGAUGACCGGCGUCCCGACGCUCGACCCGGGCGUCUCCGCGUACGUCCCCGGCGUGCCCGUUCUCGCCAGUCCGACCUGCUGGGUGAGGUGCGCCAUCUGCCGCAAAGACGCGGACCCCUUCACGGCGUUCUCGGGGGCCGAGCUCGCGAACGGCGCCGCGCGGAGAUGCAAGCGAUGCCUCCCGGGGCAGUGA